Puccinia graminis f. sp. tritici CRL 75-36-700-3 is the source of this 1299-nucleotide messenger RNA. RefSeq lists its product as uncharacterized. NCBI's taxonomy places the organism in Eukaryota, Fungi, Basidiomycota, Pucciniomycetes, Pucciniales, Pucciniaceae. Gene Ontology annotation, biological process: carbohydrate metabolic process. The coding region runs from base 1 to 1299 and encodes 432 amino acids. Gene Ontology annotation, cellular component: membrane. The record is from RefSeq and is a predicted model, not a curated record. Gene Ontology annotation, molecular function: chitin deacetylase activity. The transcript has 9 exons.
AUGCUACUAAUCCCUAUCUUCCUUGCCAUCAUAUCACUCACCUCGGUCUCAGCCUGUGGCCAUGACCUACAUCUCUAUCGUCGGCAACGAUCCACUACUUGGCAAUCCGCCGCUCAAUCGACCGAUCCAACGGUCGAGUGUGCCCCUUAUAGCUAUGCUCCAGUCCAAGCGGUCGUAAAAACUUACCCUGCCAUCUGGCAAAUCGCAAAUCUAUCUCAGCCUGGUCUCGAUCCGCAAGCUCUUCAAGUCUACAGUCAAAUCCAAUCGAAAAUCCCAAACAUCGCCGUCAAAGGAACUCCGACUGGCGAUUUCACCGCCACCACACCCAAUUACCCCCGCUCCGAUCCCGACUGUUGGUGGUCGUUCGGAAAAUGUACGAGACCCAAGUUGGCCGGAUUGAGUCCUGAUAUAUCCACUUGCCCCGAGCCGAACACCUUCGGUUUCACAUUGGACGAUGGACCCAACUGCUCACACAAUGCAUACUACGACUUACUUCGUCAGACUAAUCAGAAAGCAAGCCUGUUUUACGUCGGAUCGAACGUGAUUGAUUGGCCCUUGGAAGCUCAGCGCGGUCUGGCCGAUGGUCAUGAGAUUUGCUCGCACACUUGGUCCCAUAAAUACAUGACCGGUCUUACCAAUGAACAAGCCUUUGCUGAACUUUACUUCAGUAAAAAAAUCAUCAAGGAUGUUCUCGGGAUCACCGUCCAAUGUUGGAGACCUCCUUUUGGGGACACCGAUGACCGUAUUAGAUUUAUUGCUGCCAGCUUGGGGCUUUCGACUGUCCUUUGGGAUAAUGACGUCAACGACUUUAGGUUUGCCACUUUGGGUCAGGCUGCAGUCAAUGCAAAUUAUCAAAAUCUUUUGGAUGGGUCUGCCAGAGGAGACUUCAACACACACGGAACCAUCGUCUUGUCCCAUGAAUUGAACGGUGGGACCAUGAACACUAGCGCGGCAUACUUGCCGAAGAUUCAGCAAGCCUUUAAGCAUGUCGUCCCAGUUGCCGUUUGCCAAAACAUCAGUCAACCUUACCUCGAGACCGGCUACAACUAUCCAUCGUUUGCCGAGUGGGUGAAAGGUACUCGUGUUAAAAACAUUCCAGACCCUGUAUCUAAUCCAGGAGCACCACUCCAAAUCCCAAGCUCGCCUGCCCAAGGGUCGAGCUCAUACCCAUCCGCUGGUGCUAACACGGGCUCUGGUGGUGCUGCUCAGAAGAACGGAGCAGCAUCAGCCUAUAGGACCUCAAUCGAGCGUCUUUCCAUUCUUGGCCUCUUGACAUUGACCAUCGUUGGCCUGCAGUAA